AUGGCACGAAGAAAUCAUCGAAGAUCAAAGGUCACUCGAGUGAUUAAUCUUAUCAAACGCAUCAUCGCAUUCUUCUUUUCUCAUGUUGGACUGUGUGCGCUGGUGAUCGGAUAUGCAUUGCUUGGCGCGGUUGUAUUCCGUGCAGUGGAAGGACCACACGAAACAUUCAUACAAGGUCAAGUGGCAACAGAAAGACAAAAAGCUGUCAAUGUCGCCUGGAAUGCUACUUUUAGGGUUAACAAAUUGGAUCGUGCGCAAUGGGAACGUACAGUUCAUGCACAAGUACGACGAUUUCAGCGUAAGUGUAUGUGGGCAAUCAAACGUGGAUACGACGGAAAGGAAUACGGUUUAUCGGCUCAGUGGACAUUUACCGGAGCCUUCCUUUACUCAUUAACAGUGAUAACAACUAUCGGAUAUGGUAAUACAUCCGCUAAAACAUAUUUCGGCAAAACAUUAACUAUUUUAUUCGCUAUUAUUGGUAUACCUCUGAUGUUACUUUUCUUAACGAAUAUCGGUGAUGUUAUGGCAAAAAUUUUUCGAUUUUUUUAUUCACGUUCAAUACGACUCAAAUAUCGGCUCAUUUUAUGGCAUAAACGGCGUAAAGCUGCAAAAUUGCGCCGUGCUAACUCUCUUGCUUCCCGAUUGGCACGGGACGUAAAUACGGAUUUAUUAAAUGAUUCAUUGCGGCUUAAUUCUGAUGUACAAGAUUUGCUGACAGCUCGUACACAGAUUGAACAACUUGAAGUGAGGGAGAGUGUGGAAGCACAACUACAACGCAUAUCAGUACCGCUAAGUUUGGUGUUCUUCACAAUGUUCGCUUAUCUGGUAGCUGGUUCGGUACUGUUCUGUUUAUGGGAAGGAUGGACAUUUCUCGACAGAUUUGGUGACAAAUUUCCCGGUGCAUCAGUGGGGAAUGAUAAGGACGCACAGAAGAAACUUGUGAUAACAUCAAUUUAUCUCCUAUUUGGGAUGGCAUUGCUAGCGAUGUGCUUUAAUCUGGCACAAGAAGAGGUUGUGAAUAAAGUUAGUUGGCUGACUAACAAAUUUAAAUCACAGGAUGAUGAGGAUUACGACUAG
Messenger RNA from Acanthocheilonema viteae, 1077 nucleotides. The record is from the annotation of a GenBank genome assembly. Lineage: Eukaryota; Metazoa; Nematoda; Chromadorea; Rhabditida; Onchocercidae.